Brassica napus (rape) is the source of this 804-nucleotide messenger RNA. RefSeq lists its product as uncharacterized. The record is from RefSeq and is a predicted model, not a curated record. Lineage: Eukaryota; Viridiplantae; Streptophyta; Magnoliopsida; Brassicales; Brassicaceae. Bases 1 to 804 code for a protein of 267 amino acids. Gene Ontology annotation, molecular function: zinc ion binding; nucleic acid binding. The transcript is spliced from 2 exons.
AUGUCGAAAAUUUCUAGUCUUGAAUUUGAAGUUCUUGAUAUCACUGGAAACAACUAUUUGGCUUGGGCAUUAGAUGCCGAAUUUUCUCUUAGUGCAAAGGGACUUGAAGGUACAAUCCUAGAAGGAAAUCAAGCCGGAAAUCAAGAUAAAGCAAAGGCUAUGAUAUUCCUUCGUCAUCACCUCCAUGGAGAUCUCAAAAAUGAGUAUUUGACGGUGAAAGAUCCACAAGUCCUUUGGAACGAUUUAAAGGAAAGGUAUGAUCACCAGAAAACUGUGAUUUUACCUAAAGCUCGUUAUGAAUGGGCACAUCUGAGAUUACAAGACUUUAAGUCUAACAAUGAGCUUUUGAUGAAAAAUCAUGGACUACGUCCAACUGGUUAUGCUCCAUUCCCUGAAGCGAAUGUGACUGAACAGAACAACACUGGCCGCGGAAAUGGCUACACUCGUGGUCGUGGUCGUGGCCGUGUUCGUGGACAUGGUCGUAGAGAUACACGUGGACGUGGAUAUGGUCAAAUUCGAGUCCGGGGAGUUUCUUUUAAGAACUCUAACUCUCACCAGAAGUGGGAAAAGAAAGAUGGUGACAAACAAGAAAAUGAAUGCUACCGAUGUGGAAGUAAAGACCAUUGGGCUCGUACGUGCCGUACACCAAAACAUCUUGUUGCCUUGUAUCAACAGUCAGUAAAACAAAAGAGAAAGUAUGUGGACACAAACAUGGUGUACGAAGGUGGAGAGGAUGAUUUUGAUUUUGGUGAUGCCACUCACCUUGACCUUUCCGAUUUUCUCGUUGAUGAAGAGAAAAAGUGA